CUUAAGUGAGAUCGGAACUCUCUUAAAAUCGUGAUCUUGUACAAAGCUACACUGUAAAUAACAUAUCUCUGACCCUGAUGUAAUCUGUCAUUUACUAACACGGCCACUGGGAUGAUUUUGUAUGGUUUGACAAAAAUAGCACUUUUAGUGGUUAUUCUGGACCCAGGAAAGCUGCUCUGUGAUGGAGUCCAACUGUUCACAAAUGUUGGAAGAACGUUAUACUUGAGAUGUGACGUGACGACUUCUCACAUUCAGUUCGUCUGGAUCAAAGAACAAACAACUAUGGCGUCUGGUCCACCGGAUGAAGUGAAGGCGGAACGGAACAGGCUAUCCCUCAGCAGACCCAGAGCAGGAAUUCGCGAACUCACCAUAAAUGACGUCAGAACUUACGAUGCGGGAAACUACUUAUGUAUUGUAACACUUACCAACGGAACCAGACUGUCUUUUUUGACCACAGUGCAAGUGAAGAGCCUGCUGACCAUAGAGACAACACGAAACACAUAUAUAAACCAACAAACCACAGAAGCGUCGAUACAGGACGAAGAUAUCACUACUUCAAAACCAAAGGGAAAUAUAGCCCAAAAAGUGGCUUUCGUUGGGGAGACUGUAGUUCUAUCGUGUCCAGUUUACAGUAGUUCUGUAAAGUUCGGGUGGCAAAAGAACGGAAUCCUUCUAGCGUAUGGUCCACCAGACACGGUACUUAUUAAUGAAGAGAGGAUUUCGAUCAGUGCUGCCACCUAUGGUUGGCGACAACUAGUAAUAAAACACGCUGUUGUCGGGGAUAGUGGAAUAUACCUAUGUGUGGUGGAACAAGGGAUCGGCAGUCCAUUCAAAAUGUCUACAGACGUCCGAGUGGUUACGAAGGAGAAUUCUGCGACAACUUCCGAUUUGGCAACAUUAUCAACUUCGCAAGAAGGUGAAACGGAGUUUAGUGCUAAGCAAACAACAUCGACAACUUCAUCAUCAGCAGUAUCCUCUCCAACAGAAAUGGUGCUGAAUAACACAACAAACCUGUCAGUUAAAGUCGUCAUUAGUAAAUCUAAAUUAUUUGGACUUCUUGUCAUCGCCAUCAUUAUUUGUAAUUUGUGAGUAGGCGACACUCCGACUAUAACUUAUCAUGAUGCAUAUACGAAAAAUUCAACAAAACCUUUACUUUGACUCCUCUAUAUCACCCUGGAUAUGAUCAGACAAUUACAUCUUCGACCUUAUUGUUUGCUAUCUUUUUGGUUUUGUACACUUUUGAACAAUAUUUCAGAGUUUGUGUUAUUUGUGAUAAUUAUCUAUGAUCGAGGGAUAAGGACAGAUGCACUGUGUAUGUGGAUAUCUUGUGUAAAGAUAUGACAACAUGUCUUAUAUUUGCUGAUUUCCACCAGUGUUAAUGAUUGUGAAGCCUAAUUUUUAUCAUUUGUUACAUUUCAUAAAUAACCUAUUUCAUUCUCAA
Messenger RNA from Ostrea edulis (European flat oyster), 1441 nucleotides. RefSeq lists its product as uncharacterized. The record is from RefSeq and is a predicted model, not a curated record. The transcript is spliced from 8 exons. Gene Ontology annotation, cellular component: plasma membrane. NCBI's taxonomy places the organism in Eukaryota, Metazoa, Mollusca, Bivalvia, Ostreida, Ostreidae. The coding region runs from base 112 to 1089 and encodes 325 amino acids.